AACUUUAUUCUCCUCUCCCCCUUUGCUAUCAGAAACAGAUCUUCGAUCCUCCAUUUUUUCCAAAUAUUAUGCGAAAACCCUUUUCUUCGUAGUGAUAUUUUCUUAAUGACGAUGAUCUUCUCCAAGCUUGCUCGCUCCUCCAUCUCUCGCUCAAGGGGUUUUCUCUACGGCGGUGGUGUGAGAUCGACGAGGCUGCUUGCUCCUUCAGCAGCUAUUGAGGGGGCCGAAGUUGAAACUGGAUUAGGGUUUCUGAGGCGACACUUUAACUCUUUAGCUUCUCGAAAGGGACUUGUCAACGGCAAUGAUUUAAUUGGUGCUUUUGCUAAUCCGAGACUUCGUAGGUUCUUUUCUGAUGAAGCUCCCAAGAAGAAGAAUUAUGAGAAUUACUUCCCUAAAGCUACAAAGGAAAAACCAAAGAGUGACCACAAGUCUGACUCUAAAGAGGGAUCGUCAGACAAGAAUGAACAAGAGAGCGUGGGAGAUAUGUUUAUGAACCGUUUCCAAAAUUUGCUGAUUCCUCUACUGGCUCUUGCUGUGUUCUUUUCUACUUUCUCAUUUGGCUCUGGAGACCAGCAACAGAUUAGUUUCCAGGAGUUCAAGAACAAACUCCUCGAGCCUGGUCUAGUCGACCACAUAGACGUCUCAAACAAAUCCGUAGCCAAAGUCUACGUUCGAAGCACACCGAGAAACCAAGGAACAACAACUCAAGAUAAUGUCCAAGGCAUCCCAGCUAAGAGAACUGGUGGUCAGUACAAGUACUACUUCAACAUCGGUAGUGUAGACUCUUUCGAGGAGAAACUCGAAGAAGCUCAAGAGGCCUUAGGCGUGGACCCUCACGAGUUUGUCCCCGUUACCUACGUCACCGAAAUGGCCUGGUUCCAAGAGCUCCUCAGGUUUGCACCGACUUUACUUCUCUUGGGAACUCUUGUCUACGGUGCUAGGCGGAUGCAAGGAGGAAUAGGCGGAUUAGGAGGAACCGGUGGGAAGAAUGGCCGUGGCAUCUUCAAUAUAGGCAAAGCCACGAUAACAAGAGCUGAUAAAAACUCCAAGAACAAGAUUUACUUCAAGGACGUCGCUGGAUGCGAUGAAGCAAAACAGGAGAUCAUGGAGUUUGUGCAUUUCCUCAAAAACCCUAAAAAGUAUGAAGACUUGGGUGCCAAGAUACCUAAAGGCGCGCUUUUAGUGGGUCCUCCCGGUACAGGCAAAACCCUCUUAGCUAAAGCUACAGCUGGAGAGUCAGGUGUGCCGUUUUUAUCGAUAUCCGGUUCGGAUUUCAUGGAGAUGUUUGUUGGUGUUGGACCUUCUAGGGUUAGAAACUUGUUCCAAGAAGCUAGAGCAGCUGCACCGAGCAUAGUCUUUAUUGAUGAGAUCGAUGCCAUUGGUAGGGCAAGAGGACGUGGAGGUUUAGGUGGUAACGAUGAGCGUGAGAGCACUUUGAAUCAGUUGCUGGUUGAGAUGGAUGGGUUUGGUACAACGGCUGGUGUUGUGGUUCUUGCUGGGACUAAUAGACCGGAUAUUUUGGAUAAGGCUUUGUUAAGGCCUGGCCGGUUUGAUCGUCAGAUAACCAUUGAUAAACCGGAUAUCAAGGGACGUGAUCAGAUAUUCCAGAUUUAUUUGAAGAAGAUUAAACUUGAUCAUGAGCCGUCUUAUUUCUCUCAGAGGCUUGCUGCUCUUACACCUGGCUUUGCUGGAGCUGAUAUUGCUAAUGUAUGUAAUGAAGCUGCUCUUAUUGCAGCUAGACAUGAGGGAGCAACGGUCACGAUGGCGCAUUUUGACUCUGCGAUUGAUCGUGUUAUUGGUGGUCUUGAGAAGAAGAACAGGGUGAUAAGUAAGUUGGAGCGGAGGACAGUUGCGUAUCAUGAGUCUGGUCACGCGGUUGCUGGUUGGUUCCUUGAACAUGCGGAGCCGUUGCUGAAGGUGACUAUUGUGCCACGUGGCACAGCUGCUCUAGGGUUUGCGCAGUACGUUCCGAAUGAGAACCUUCUCAUGACUAAAGAACAGCUCUUUGACAUGACUUGCAUGACCCUUGGUGGCCGUGCAGCCGAGCAGGUACUGAUAGGAAGAAUCUCAACCGGUGCGCAGAACGAUCUAGAGAAAGUUACAAAGAUGACAUACGCGCAAGUAGCUGUGUACGGUUUCAGCGACAAGGUCGGUCUACUCUCUUUCCCUCCAAGGGACGACGGCUACGAAUUCAGCAAACCAUACAGCAACAAGACCGGUGCCAUCAUAGACGAGGAAGUUAGAGAAUGGGUGGCGAAGGCUUAUGAGAAGACCGUGGAGCUCAUCGAGGAACACAAGGAGCAAGUUGCUGUGAUCGCUGAGCUUUUACUUGAGAAAGAAGUGUUGCAUCAGGAGGAUCUCUUGAAAGUUUUGGGUGAACGUCCUUUUAAAUAUGCUGAGGUGACUAACUACGAUAGGUUCAAGUCUGGGUUUGAAGAGAGUGAGAAGGAGGAGACGGCGGCGGCUAGGCCUGUGGUGGAUGAUGGAGCUCCUCCGCCGCUUGAACCGCAGGUGGUUCCGACUUAAGAGAGUUGAGUGACGCCCACACUGUUACGAUUGUACAUUUAAUUCAGAAUGCAAUAACACAGUUACCACAACAACAAAAAGUGUCUUUGUGAUUGAAUGAACUUUAAACUUCUUUAGCAAUGAACAUUUAUUUGUGUUCUGAAUUAUUGCUUCUAAUAAGAUGUUCUUUUUUUAUAGUUUCGCUUUGGUAAUAGUUUGUGUUUUGUAAUUAAAUAAUGAUAAAUGACAUUGUUACUGUCUUU
Messenger RNA from Eruca vesicaria subsp. sativa (arugula), 2768 nucleotides. NCBI's taxonomy places the organism in Eukaryota, Viridiplantae, Streptophyta, Magnoliopsida, Brassicales, Brassicaceae. The record is from the annotation of a GenBank genome assembly.